This is a messenger RNA of Ceratotherium simum simum (southern white rhinoceros), 1079 nucleotides long. It is a transcript of the gene RBFA, whose product is annotated as ribosome binding factor A. Gene Ontology annotation, biological process: rRNA processing. The record is from RefSeq and is a predicted model, not a curated record. Lineage: Eukaryota; Metazoa; Chordata; Mammalia; Perissodactyla; Rhinocerotidae.
GCACGCCGCGCCGCCGCUUGUUCGGCAGCCAUGUGGGCGGCGGCUAGUCGGCUGUGGGGUCUCCGCGGGAAACUCCGGGCGCUGCUCGGCGAUCGUCACGCGGCGCUCCGUCUGGGCGGCGCCCAAGGCCUGCACGGCUCCCCGGUUCCCUGCGGCAAGAACCUGCUCAAGAAAUUUGCCUCAAAAACUAAAAAAAAGUUUUGGUAUGAAGGUCCUUCCUUGGGCUCUCACUUGGCUUACAAGCCAUCCCAGUUGGAAUUCCUAACGAAAAGUACCUCAAAGAAAACCAAGAAAGAAGACCAUGUGCGUCUGAGGGCCCUGAAUGGCCUCCUGUACAAAGCGCUGACCGAUUUGCUGUGCACCCCUGAAGUGAGCCAGGAGAUCUGUGACCUGAACGUGGAGCUCUCCAAGGUCUCUCUGACUUCAGACUUCUCAGCCUGCCGCGUGUACUGGAAGACAACGCUGUCUGCUGAGCAGAACGCGCACACAGAGGCUGCCCUACAGAGGAGUGCUGCACAUAUGAGGCAUCUUUUGAUGUCCCAGCAGACCCUGAGGAAUGUGCCACCGAUAGUGUUUGUUCAGGACAAAGAAAAUGCAGCUCUAGCUGAGGUUGAUUGGUUACUGGCAGUUGCUGACUUUGGACCCCCAAAUGAAAAAGACAACUUUAUGCACAGUGAUUUCAGGGACCCCGAGGCCCAGAAUGCCCCAUCGCUGUGCGACACUCCAGGCCCUGCAAUGCACUCGACUGUGUGUGGGAUCAAUCACGAGGCGCUCAACAAGCAGAUCAUGGAGUACAAGAGGAGGAAAGAGAGAGCGCAUGGGAGUGUGAGCCUGGAGCAUGUGGCUGAGCUGACAAAGCAAAUGAAAAAGAGGAAAAAGACCAAGCCCCGCAUUGACGAGGACCUCUCCCCCAAGAACCACCUGUGGGGGACGGCAGGUGAAGACGACCUGGGCGACAGCGGGGCCUGUCUGGAGGAACAUAGCCUGGGACAUGGGUGGGAGCUCCCAGAAGCAGAGCAGGAACUACAGGUGGAGAGAGGCGGCAACAGAAAGGAGUGAGGUGACCGUUAGAGAUCACG